GUUCCAAGAUGUCCCGCAAAGCUGACGAUGUUUUUGCGAGGGAGCGGUCUCCCGCUGUUGCUGUCGUCCCUGCACGAGAUCCAUAUGGGGUAGGGCCGACCGCUACGUUGGUGUUCGUACGCUCCAUCAGGGAUAUUACCCCUACUCUUUGCAGUGUUCAGCCAGGUGUCGCGUCUUCCCCAUAGCAGCUGGCAGUGUUGGUGUUUACUCUCUGACGCUUGUUUCGACCUCUGAUACACCGCGCGCAUUUUCCCAACUUUAGU
Ectocarpus sp. CCAP 1310/34 is the source of this 263-nucleotide messenger RNA. NCBI's taxonomy places the organism in Eukaryota, Phaeophyceae, Ectocarpales, Ectocarpaceae. The record is from the annotation of a GenBank genome assembly.